This is a messenger RNA of Melospiza georgiana, 2390 nucleotides long. RefSeq names its product coiled-coil domain containing 34 (gene CCDC34). The transcript has 6 exons. The record is from RefSeq and is a predicted model, not a curated record. Lineage: Eukaryota; Metazoa; Chordata; Aves; Passeriformes; Passerellidae. Bases 21 to 926 code for a protein of 301 amino acids.
UGCCCGCCGUGGCCCCCGCCAUGAGCGGCGGGGCCAUCGGCCCGAGCCCUUCGCCCGCUGAGGGCCGGCUCUCCCCCAGCCCCUCGGAGGGCUCGCCGCUCUCGCUCCCGUCCCGCUGCAGCUCCCCGGAGCGGGCGGAGCCUCCCGGAGCCUCCCGGAGCCCGCCGGGCCAUAGGAGGGCUGAACGCUCUGAAACAGCAGAGGAGAGAAAAGUGUCACCUUGGAAAGAUAACCUGUCACCAUGGGAAGAGUGGUUCAUUGGCAAAGAGAAGGAGCUGCGAGCCCGCCUGCAGGCUCAGGCUGCAGAGGAAGUGAAUAAACAGCUUGAGGAAAUGAAGCAAAAUCAAGAAUGGGAAAGAAGAAAAAGGAUAGCUGAAGAGAAACACAAGGAAUGGGUCCUAAAAAAGAGAGAAGAGGAAAGAAGAGAAAGGAAACGAAAGCUGAGCAAAGAAAUGGCAGAAAAGGCCACAAGGGAACUGGAAAAAAUGCAGCUAAAAGAAAAGGCUGACAUAAAGUAUAAAGAAUGGUUAGAGAAGAAGAGAGCUGAAGAGGCAGAAAAGAAGAAGAAAGAGAAGGAAAAAGAAAAAGAACGGAUGGCUGAGCUACAGGAGAAGAGAACAAGAUCAGAGAAAAUCUUUAAGGAAUGGCUGCAAAAUGCUAGAAAUAAACCACAGCCUGCUUUAAAUGGUUUCCCAAAUGGGAGGUCUACAGGAAGUGCUGAUAGAAAUCUGUAUCCAGCUCCAGCAUAUUGUAACCCCAUUCCUUGGAAGCCAGUACAUGUGUCUCCCCCAAAGGAAGACACAGUUCUCAGCAGGAAGAGGGGUCAGAGACCUGCAUCUUGUCAGCCAUGUGCAGCUUUACCAGUGGUGAUUUCUAAGCCCAGGAGUAACCCUUGUAGUGGAUCCCUGUGCAGAAAGAAGCUAUAGAUGGAAGAAAAAAUGUUCUUACAACCUUGACCAAAUGGGGCCAUAAAUGUGAAGUUCUGUGUAGUUAUAUGUCCAGUGCAGUUUGCUUUGUGCCUGCCUUCCCCCCCCCGCCUUUUUUUUUUUCCUCCCCUUUUUUUGGAGCAGGUUUUGUGUUUACUGCUAGUUGACCAAUCAGGCUUUUAAUGCUUUUUCUAUAUUGCAUUUUAGUUUAAGAAAAAGGAAAAGAUUAAUUGUAAUGGGACUGUGGGACUGUACCUCAAUGCCAAUAAAAUGCACAGGGUUGUUUCUUCUUUUCCUCUCUUGUUGAAGGAGUUCUUUUGUAGAUCUAAUUAUUCUUUUGGGCAACAGUAUUGACUAGGUUAUUUUAAAGAUAAAUUUAAUUUGUAACAAAUUGUUUUAAUUGUAACAAAUUUUAAAACAGUUCUUGGCUAAAUGCGGAAGGAAUUGGCCUGCCUCAGUUCCAGGGUUAUCAUGUCACUGGGAUUACAGAGAUCUAGUGGGAUGGCUGGAGUGCUGCAAGGAAUGGCUGCAGGCUCUUGAGGAAGCACGGGCUCUUUGCUGGCCCUGAUAUGCACAAACCAGGGAGAGCUGCUCAGGGGUGUGAAGUUUGGGGCUAGUGAUGACAUGCCUCAAUCUGUGAGAUUUGGUCAGGUGCACCUGAGAAUGCUGAGGAAGUGGCACAUGUCACUGUAAGGAUGCUCUCAAUUAUCUUUGAGAGGUCUGAUGAUAAGGGGAGGUUGCUGAGAGCUAGAAGGAAGUGAAUGUCAGGCCAGCCUUCAGGAGGGGUGUGGAUGCAGAGCUGCAGGCCAGCACAGCCUCACAUCAGUCACCUGGACAGCUGAUGAUGGAUGUGGUGAGUGCAGCCAGCAGCCUCCUGGGCUGCAGAGGAAGAGCCUGUCCCUUGUGCCAUAACUAUGUGAGACCACACUGGAGUGCUGGGCCCAUUCCUGGGCAGCAAUGUGCCAGGAAAAGAGUGACACUGAUGUUCUGGAGCAAGCUCAGUGAAGAGCCACAAAGAUGAUUAAAGGAUUGCAGCAUCUGACAAGAAUGCAUCUCUUUCAGAAGCUGAGAGAGCUGUGACAGUUCAUCAUGAAGGAGAGAAACUUCACUAAUGUCUGUAAAUACCUGGUGGCUGGAGAGAGAGAGCAGACCUUCCUCACUAGUGCCCAGGGAGUGGAAAUCAAAGUACAGGAAAUUCCAUUUAAACAGAGGGCAAAAAUGUUAAGAGGAAGAGUCAUCUAAUGCUGGAACAAAUUGCCCAGGGAUGUUGUGGAGUUUCCAUUCUUGGAUAUACUCAAAACUUGACUGGACAUAGCCCUGAGAAACCACCUCCAGUUGGCCCUCUUUUGAACAACACAGUUGGACUAGAUAAUUUCUAGAGGUCCAUUCCAGUCUCAACAAUUCUGUUAUUAAUGGUGAAAAAAGCAGAAAUAAAGAAGACUUAUUUUUCCUGUUGUAGUUGUA